GCCACCCUGACAAGCCUGACUGUUGUGACAAUGCAAGUGAUGGUAGUGAGUUUUCUGACUUCAGUCAGGAGUCGUGGCAGCCUGUGCAAGGUCCUAUAGCCUGGGUGCAGGAAAAAAUGAGACGAGGCCAGAGCCCUAGAAAAAUCCUGCAGGAUCUGGUUCCUUCUGGCACAGUGAUCCCAGAGGGUCUUGACCCAAUAAUGCUGUGGAAAAUUAUCAUUAAUAUUGUGUCAGAGCCACCCAAGCGCAAAAAGCUGAAUGAUAUUAAUACUUUAGAUGAUGUGCUGCGAGUUCUUAGUGCUUCAAAGAAGAUCAUUGUGCUGACAGGAGCUGGGGUUUCAGUAUCUUGUGGAAUACCAGACUUCAGAUCACGUGACGGUGUGUAUGCCAGGCUGGCCAAGGAUUUCCCCAACCUGCCUGACCCACAAGCCAUGUUUGAUAUCCACUUCUUCCGACACGAUCCAAGACCUUUCUUCAAGUUUGCCAGGGAAAUCUUUCCGGGACAGUUUAAGCCCUCACCCUGUCAUCGAUUUAUCCGCAUGCUUGAAGAAAAGGGGAAGCUACUCCGAAACUACACACAGAAUAUCGACACAUUGGAACAGGUUGCUGGAAUUCAGAGAGUUGUUCAGUGUCAUGGCUCUUUUGCAACAGCUACCUGCACAGUGUGUGGCCACAAAGUUGAUUCUAGUGCCAUCAGAGAUGAAAUCUUCAGCCAGGUUAUCCCACGAUGUCCAAGAUGCUCUCCACAACACCCAAAUGCUGUCAUGAAACCUGACAUAGUUUUCUUUGGAGAGGGUUUGCCAGAACAUUUCCACAACCAGAUGGCAGCAGAUAAAGAUGAAUGUGACCUGCUUAUUGUCAUUGGGUCCUCGCUCAAAGUGAGGCCGGUGGCCCUGAUUCCCAAUUCCCUACCUGGCAGUGUACCUCAGAUCCUCAUCAACAGGGAGAGAUUACACUAUCUGAACUUUGAUGUGGAGCUUCUGGGAAAUUGUGAUGACAUUGUUGGGGAGCUGUGCCGCCGCCUCGGUCCAGGUUGGGAAGAAUUGGCAGCUUCAGGUCCUCCACUCAGUGAAAUACUCAUGUCCAGUCUCCCAACGCCAUCUGCAAGCCCACAUUCUGGGGAUUCUGUGGACAAGUGGGAUGAUGUUAGUAAUCCUGCUGUCACUUCUUCAGAAGGCAUGGUGAACUGUUCAGGCAACAAACUGGAGUUUCAUGCUGCGGCCACAGAGCAGGCAGAUGAAGCAUUUCAGUCUGAUCAAACCUGUCGAGGAGAAGCCUCAGAAAAAACAUUUAACACACCCAAAGAUGAUAAGGAUGCUGGAGAAGUUUCGACGUCACAGUCAGAACCGGGUCUCACAACAGCGCACAAGUAUCAUCAUCGGCUUCACUCUCCUCAUAACCGCUCACUAAAGAGACCUUUUGCAGAAACAGACCUUCCAGUUGUACCGGCAGGAGCAGGUUUACCUGAGGUAGAUCCCGCAUCAGAUGUUUUCUGUUCUGCUAAGGAAAUGGAAUCGCUAGUUAGUGCCUGUCACCGAAAAGAUGUUGUGUUUGCACCUCCAGAGAAAACUUCCUUAGGACAUCAUGGACAUUAUAGCCAACAGCCCCAUGAGUCGACAAAGUCGCCUGGCCACCAGUCUUCUGUUCUUGAACAACCUUUAUCACCUGAAUGUCAAAAUAACAGUCACUUAAUGGAUUGUAGGGAACACAAACCAGGUUUUGCCUCAUCAGAAUCAUCUGAGGAUGUUGCCAGUCAUCGUGAGAUGAAUAUCUUCCAAGGAAAAUUCGGCUCACAGCUUCAGUCAACAGACAUAGUUGAGCAGAAAUUUCCAUCCAGCAGCAAAACUUCAACAGAAAGAAACGUGGGCAAUAGAGCCGAUGAUGAAGCUGGUCCAGAAAGCAAGAAGCCAAGAUUAUGCAGCAAGGAAUCUGAAGAUAGCGAUGAUGAGCUACCUGAGCUGAAGGUGGGCGAAGCUGAAGUGUGUGGUUCAGAGCCAAGAGGCCAGUCUUUGAGUGAUGUUCACAAACUGUGGAAUAGCAGACAUAAAGUCAGUCUUGCACAGCUUCUUACAGAUAAUCAAGUUUUAUUUGUACCUCCAAGUCGCUACAUUUUCAAAGGCGCAGAAGUGUUCUCGGGAUCUGAAAGCGAUGAUGAUUCCUCCUCCUCUUCUUCUUCAGAUGAUGAUAACUCUGAUGAUACUGGCAGCAGCAGUGAUGCAGAUAAAGGCUCUGGUGAAGAUAAAAGCAGUGUAGAUAAAGAUGUGAACCAAAUCUCACAGGGUGUCUUGGUAUCAUCAGAAAAAGCUGUCACUGGUUUGGAGUCCUGCACACUGGAAACCGAUGAAAGUUCACACCAGCAGACGUUAGCUGCAUCACCACCUGGUGCUGAAGUUGACUUGAAAAGCUUGAGUUCAUCUGGGCAGAGCCUCUUCAAUCUGGAAACAAAGGAGUCUGCAUUGUUGAGUGACAGUGAGGUGUGUGUCCAGCACAGUGAACGUACAACUUCUUCAGACAUUCCACAUUCUCCAGACAAAAUCACUGCAGGUUCCACACAGUGCCAUGUGUCUUCUAGUGCGGAUGUUGAUUUUGAGAAGAUGGCUCCAAAGUCUGAUUGA
Messenger RNA from Candidula unifasciata, 2615 nucleotides. Lineage: Eukaryota; Metazoa; Mollusca; Gastropoda; Stylommatophora; Geomitridae. The record is from the annotation of a GenBank genome assembly.